CAUCGAUAUGCUAUUUAGAGGCAUAAAUAACUACAAAAGCAUGAAUACCAUUUUAGAUUAAACAGAGAGUUAAGGAGCUUUGUGGUUAGGAGACUACACUGCAGCAAUCAAUCAAUAACUCUUGAAAUAAAAGAAUAUCAAAACCGUAUUAACAGUUGCAUCAGGUUUAAAUGUUAAAUAUCCUCCUACUUCUGAUAUUGUUCAUAAAGUUUACAAUAUUCUGGAUAUUGAAUCCUGUAAUAUAAAGAGAAUAUGGGGGGAUACCUAUUAAUAAAUAGACGAGGGUCUACUAAAGGGCAGCGUGCUUGUACAUUGUGCUGCUGGUGUAUCUAGAUCAGCUGCCACAGUUAUUGCAUAUCUCAUGAGAAAAUAGGGGAUGUCAUUUUAAGAAGCAUUUUAAUUUGCAAGAUUGAAGAGAAGUGUAGUUUGCCCUAACUUUGGAUUUUAAAGAUAGCUCAAGCAAUUUGAAAGAGAAUUACUGAAUGGUAAUGGGAAGGUUGAAACAGAAAUUGCUUAAUAAUAAUAAUAAAUAUCUUAAUCGGCAGUAAAGCCAAUGAUUUAAUAGCAAUAAUUAACAAUACAACCUCAUUAAAUUCCAAUUAGCGAAAAAAAAACAACAAUUAGAAGAAACUAGUUAACUCCUGCUUCUAAAUUACCAAAACCAGUGUUUUCAAAUAAUGUUAAGCAAGUUUAAUCUUUCAAAAAAUGA
Molecule: messenger RNA, 709 nt
Organism: Paramecium tetraurelia
Lineage: Eukaryota; Ciliophora; Oligohymenophorea; Peniculida; Parameciidae
Exons: 2
Biological process (GO): negative regulation of MAPK cascade; protein dephosphorylation
Cellular component (GO): cytoplasm
Molecular function (GO): protein tyrosine/threonine phosphatase activity; MAP kinase tyrosine/serine/threonine phosphatase activity
Source: RefSeq, a predicted model, not a curated record